Molecule: messenger RNA, 591 nt
Organism: Quercus robur (English oak)
Lineage: Eukaryota; Viridiplantae; Streptophyta; Magnoliopsida; Fagales; Fagaceae
Exons: 1
Coding region: 1-591 (196 amino acids)
Molecular function (GO): nucleic acid binding; RNA-DNA hybrid ribonuclease activity
Source: RefSeq, a predicted model, not a curated record
AUGGCGUUAGUGCAGUGGACAAAGCAAUAUCUACGAGAAUAUCAUGAAGCUAAUGAUGUCCCUCCAAGAAUGUUACGGCCUCAAGUGGUGGUCUGGACUCCUCCUCCAAUGUCAAGAUACAAGGUUAACGUGGAUUGCACAGUCUUUUCGGCUCAAAAAUCUGAAGGUGUUGGAGUUUUAAUCCGAGACCCUUUUGGGCAGGUAGUUGCUGCGAUGAGCAAGAAGAUAAAUGCACCUUUGGGUGCAUUAGAAGCCGAGGCGAAAGCAUUUGAAGCGGGCCUUCAGUUUGCUCUGGACGUUGGUGUGCAUGAUUUUAUACUUGAGGGUGAUUCCAUGUUACUGUGUAAUGCACUAAGUGGACAUUCUUUACCCCCAUCCUCAGUGGCCUCAGUGGUUAGGGGUAUAAAUAUGAAUUGUGGGGUUUUAAGCCAAGUGAAUUUUUCACAUGUUAAGAGGCAAGGUAAUAGGCCAGCCCACUUAUUAGAAAAAUAUGCUCUAGGUAUUGUUGAUUUCUUGACUUGGAUAGAAGAAAAUCCAUACUUUUUAGUGCAAACUCUUAUUCAUGAUGUAUCUAUCUUAUGUGAUUCUUAA